AUGCGAGCGUCCUGCCUAUCGACCGCCGUUCUCGCCGUUCUACCGUUCCUCACUGCCGGGAAAGCGUUGGUUCCACGCGACACAGCAUGCAAUAAUUCUCCUUCUCUCUGCUCUAAAUCUUACGGCGUGAUCACCCACUUGGGUGCCCAUGAUAGCCCUUUUGUACGGAAUUCUUCAAAUCAUGACACGUCGUCAGGGGAUCAAUAUUACAAUACCACUGUUCAGCUAGACGCUGGGGUUCGUCUGGUUACGGCGCAGGUUCAUAAAAGUGACUCGGAGUGGCAUCUGUGCCAUACCAGCUGUGACUUGUUGGAUGCUGGCAAGUUGAGUACGUGGCUGUCGGAGAUCAAGGACUGGCUGGAUGCCAAUCCGAAUGACGUGGUUACCGUGCUGCUUGUCAAUUCAGACGAUGCUACAGCCUCCGAUCUGCAUUCUGAGUUCGAGGCGGCUGGUGUGAAUAACUACACCUACACGCCCACCUCGCAGACCUCCGCACCGUCGUCGUGGCCAACCCUGCAGGAGCUGAUCUCCAAGGGCACCCGCCUCAUGACCUUCGUCGCAUCCUUGGAUAGCAACACAGUGGCACCGUAUCUUAUGGACGAGUUCACUUUCAUCUGGGAGACGCCGUAUAAUGUCGACACGCCUUCAAACUUCUCAUGCCUGCCUGACCGUCCGGACAGCUUCAAGGGCAACUUGAAAUCAGCACUCUCCUCCAAUCAACUCCCGUUGAUGAACCACUUCCUGUAUGAGUCCUCUAUUCUAGGUAUCCAGACCCCCAAUGCCAGUUACGUCUCCACAACCAAUGCUCCAUCCGGCGGUGUGGGAAACCUAGGCACGGCCGCGGAUACCUGCAAAGCUGCCUACGGGAGCCCGCCGACGUUUAUCUUGGUGGACUUUUUCGACAAGGGCCCGGCAAUUCGGACGGUAGAUAAUCUGAACGGCAUUACAUCUCCCGUGGGUCGCAAGAGCCUGCCCAGCGAUUCUAGCGAAACGAGCUCCGACUCCAAUGGUUACAAGGGGCUUGACGAUCUUGUCAGUUCUGUCAAGUCCGGUGCCAAUCCUAGUGCUGGGGAAUGGGUGUGGGCUGGCGGAGAUUGGGAUGGGCUUGGCGGUGGUAUUCCGUUAUAG
This is a messenger RNA of Monascus purpureus, 1128 nucleotides long. The record is from the annotation of a GenBank genome assembly. Lineage: Eukaryota; Fungi; Ascomycota; Eurotiomycetes; Eurotiales; Aspergillaceae.